UUAUCAUAGACGAAAUAGAUUGAAUUAAGAGGAACUCUACCUUUUUGCUCUGUCCCUCCCUACACCUCUUCUCGUUUUCCCUCCCUCUCACACUCCCUCUUUCUCUCCCCUUUCUUUCUUUUCCACAUUACCAGGGGGUGGUGUGUGAUUGACGGAUGGGAACGAAUAAUUUUUCUCGUAACCUAAGGCCAUCCUCUGUGAUUGGCUUGCCAGCUGACAUCUCCGAACCUCGCUCGUCUUCUUUCCCCCCCCCCCCCUUUAAUAUCGGGCCUGUGGAUGAGGCAUCCUGAGAGAGAGAAAAACAUAUCUACCUCAGGAAAGAACCUCAUAGAGAGGGAGGGAAGGAAGGAGAGAACGGGUAGGAGCGUGUGUGUGUGUGCGUUUGUAUAUGUGUGAGAGAGAGAGACACUUACUCUCCUAACUACUAGGAGACAGACACAUUUUCCUGUCCAGACUCAAAGAAGGGGGAAAACAGGAGGAUUUUUUUUUUUUUUUUUGCUUCAAUUUGAUUUCAAUUUUCCCGUCCCUCAACAAUCAAGCUUUUCCUAAAGCUUCUCCUCCAGGAAGUCUGUUCUUCAUUCCCAAUUGGAAACUCUAUGUAUUGAUCCAUUUCCACUCUACCACCACAAGGCAUACCUCAUGGAUUUGUUCCUGAUUGGAUAUAUGAUGUGUGUGUGGUUGUCCAGCUGGCGGGUGCUUGGAGGCUAUCCCAUCUGGUGGUCCCUAGCCCUGGGGCAGCAGUACUCGUCUCUGGGCUCCCAACCCAUUCUGUGCGGCUCCAUCCCUGGCCUGGUGCCCAAGCAGCUGCGCUUCUGUCGCAACUACAUCGAGAUCAUGCCCAGCGUGGCCGAGGGCGUGAAGCUGGGCAUCCAGGAGUGCCAGCACCAGUUCAGGGGCCGGCGUUGGAACUGUACCACCAUCAAGGACAACCUAGCCAUCUUCGGCCCUGUGCUGGACAAAGCGACCAGAGAGUCGGCGUUCGUCCACGCCGUCGCCUCAGCGGGGGUGGCGUUUGCUGUGACUCGGUCCUGCGCCGAGGGCACAUCCACCAUGUGUGGCUGUGACUCCCACCACAAGGGUCCCCCGGGGGAGGGCUGGAAGUGGGGCGGCUGCAGCGAGGACGCCGAGUUCGGGGUGCUGGUGUCCAGAGAGUUUGCCGAUGCCAGAGAGAACCGCCCUGACGCACGCUCUGCUAUGAAUCGGCACAACAACGAAGCAGGACGCAUGACCAUCCUGGACCACAUGCACCUGCGCUGUAAAUGCCAUGGCCUGUCGGGCAGCUGCGAGGUGAAAACAUGCUGGUGGGCGCAGCCCGACUUCCGCAUGCUGGGCGACUACCUGAAAGACAAGUACGACAGCGCCUCGGAGAUGGUGGUGGAGAAGCACCGCGAGUCGCGCGGCUGGGUGGAGACGCUGCGCGCCAAGUACGCCUUCUUCAAGCACCCCACAGAGCGCGACCUGGUCUACUACGAGGGCUCGCCCAACUUCUGCGAGCCCAACCCGGAGACGGGCUCAUUCGGCACGCGCGACCGCGCCUGCAAUGUGUCCUCGCAUGGCAUCGAGGGCUGUGACCUGCUCUGCUGCGGCAGGGGCCACAACACUCGGACUGAGAAGCGCAAGGAGAAGUGCCACUGCAUCUUCCACUGGUGCUGCUACGUCAGCUGCCAAGAGUGUGUGCGCGUCUAUGACGUGCACACGUGCAAGUGAGAGCCUGUGCGCUCGCUCGGACAGAAUGAUGGACCACAGCAGCCAUCGCAGACAUAGACACACUGCAGUCAUCGCAUGCAUACAGACUUAAGUACAGACAGACACCAAUGGGGAAUGGCAUUUCUGUACUGGAACUCUAUACUUCUGGACCCUUGUAAUAAAAAUGUCCCUCAUAUCCUUCUUCCAAGCCCUGCGUCCCAUAUGUAGGUCCAUUUCCAUUGGAACAAGCUCAGUCAGUUUGACCAGUUCCCAUUCCUGCAGCAUUGGGCCAUGACCCCUUCUUUAUUUAUCCCCCCCCCACACACACGGCUGUGAUACCGAACUUGUAAUCAUUGCAGUAACCGAUGACUUUCCAGACCAUUGCUAUCGAAUGGACAUCUUUUUAACUAACACCUGAUUUCACCAGUCAAAUCACCUGGCUGGUCAACUAUUGUGAACUAAAGCAGUUCCCCAACGUCACUCCUCAAUCCAAACAGUACUGAACACACGGCGGCAGCCCAGGAACCUACCACUUAACUACUGAGCGGGCUGUUUCUGGACCCUGCCCUUCUAAACUAAGCUACUGAGCUGGUGAAAUCUCCACUUUCCCAACCCCUGUACUGCAGCAGUCACCUAGCUGAGACGCCUGGAAGAUGUGCUACAGCGUGACUUUAUAGCCCCACAUUUCUGAAAUAUUAGCAAUGGGCCGGGACUGGAGGUGGUAUGCAGGAAGGGAACAAACAUGCUUGUUCCCACUCACGGACAUUUCUGCACAUGUAUGCACUAUUCAGCUGUACACGAACUGUCUGGACGAGGUGAAACUUUAGCAAUUGUUAUUUAUGAGAGCAAAUGCAUUCUUCUUGUUGAUCUCAAGAUCAGAUAGACUUUUCUGGAAUUUCCCUUACAGUAUUUGAGGAAAUUAUAAUGAUAUGUCAUAUAGAAGAAAACAUUCGCAACCAACAACAGGUAGAGGGUUCAGGUUUAAGAGACCGUACUUCAUUGGAUUAAGAUUGAAUUCAUGGAUCACCAGGUCAUUUUGCACUUGCAAUAGGCCCAAUGCUAAUGAAUAAUUAUACUAAUAGCGGGUCGUACUACAACAAUGAGAUUAUAAUUAUAUCUAACACUGGCGGUCCAUUUCAUUAGGUUCCUCAUAGCGCUGGGAAGUCCUUGUUCUAAGCUAAACCCUACUCACCAGUGAAAUGUGACGACAAGUGGAGAACGCAGACAGUGUCAAGUCUUCAAUAGCCCCCUUUCCUCAUCUCCUUCCCUUAAUUGCCACUGACGUGAAAUGUCUUGACAAUAGAAGCAAUGUGAUGGAAACUUGUUC
Messenger RNA from Salvelinus sp. IW2-2015, 3013 nucleotides. RefSeq names its product proto-oncogene Wnt-3. Gene Ontology annotation, biological process: canonical Wnt signaling pathway; cell fate commitment; neuron differentiation. Gene Ontology annotation, cellular component: extracellular region. Gene Ontology annotation, molecular function: frizzled binding; cytokine activity. NCBI's taxonomy places the organism in Eukaryota, Metazoa, Chordata, Actinopteri, Salmoniformes, Salmonidae. The record is from RefSeq and is a predicted model, not a curated record.